AUGGCAUCUCCUUACUGCCCUUUCACUGAGGUCAUAACUCCCGCAUCAGAGCUGGAUGGCUUCACGCCACUGGCCGUCGCUCUGCAGCAGGGGCAUGAGAACGUGGUCGCCCACCUCAUCAACUAUGGGACGAAGGGGAAGGUCCGUCUGCCCGCCCUGCACAUCGCUGCUCGCAACGAUGACACCAGAACAGCUGCGGUGCUCCUGCAGAAUGACCCCAAUGCCGACGUCCUCUCCAAGACUGGAUUUACCCCCCUGCACAUCGCGGCUCACUAUGAGAACCUCAACGUGGCCCAGCUCCUGCUGAACCGCGGUGCUAGCGUCAACUUCACCCCACAGGUGGGUCAGAGGCAGCCCAGCGCCGCACGCACUCGGCAGCGAGGGGCAGGGACUCGGGAACGUCUCGCUAUGCUAUCGGAAUGGCACGAUCCGCCUGGAGUCUGCCCGGCUGCUCUGGGGUGUGCGGAGAGCAGAGAUCCUAUGGGCUGGGCAGACGGCUACCUCGCCAGGGGCUCCUAAUGGCAGUCAGCAAUUACUACCCCUGCCCACAUGGAGCCCGUCCCCUCCCGCCUGUCCCAGCCACCUUCGCCCAGCUGGGGACCUCCAGCCUCUCUCGGCUCUGCUGGCAGCUGCCCCCUCGCAGCCCCACUUGCAUGCGGCACAUGAACGACCC
Messenger RNA from Trachemys scripta elegans, 673 nucleotides. RefSeq names its product ankyrin-1-like. The transcript is spliced from 3 exons. The record is from RefSeq and is a predicted model, not a curated record. Bases 1 to 519 code for a protein of 172 amino acids. Gene Ontology annotation, biological process: protein localization to T-tubule; regulation of cardiac muscle contraction. Lineage: Eukaryota; Metazoa; Chordata; Testudines; Emydidae. Gene Ontology annotation, molecular function: protein binding. Gene Ontology annotation, cellular component: T-tubule.